AGUACAAAACUAAAGGUACAGUACAUGCAAGGGUUUUAUUACGUUUAGAUCAGGUUUAAUAAAAGUGGUGAGUUGAUUACGAAAUCGUGAAGACUACUUUUAUUGCGAAUCCCUACCGUUUGCAGUUUUAUCUUAUUUCCCCUUUUAUUGCUUCAUUUGAUAAAUCCGCUUGGAGCGGUAUCAUAGUACUUAUUACCACACACUUCCAAGUUCCAGCGUACCGUGCUGUACAUUUCGCGUAGGUUCCAUGCUGCCUUCUGACGACUGUUCUAAGUAAAGUCUCAAGCCCUAGCCGACAGAUUUGCUUUGAACAGAGAGGCGCAUGCUUUGGGUUCUUCUUGUAUUUGGACCACCACUUUUUUAGGAGUCCUCCCUUUGUAUUUAUCCUUACAGUUUCGUGCAUCUGAGAUGGAGAUCUCCUACGUUUUUAUCCUUUCAUCCUUUGCACUACUUUUUUGCAUUACAGGCAACGGGGUGGACGGUCUGAAAUGUUUUGUUUGCGAUAGCGUGACUAAUCCUAAGUGUGGAGACGAUCCCAAGUUUGAUCCUGCUGCGCUUCCUUCGGUGGACUGUGAUCAGUGGUGUAAUGGCCGGGGUGGUUAUAUUGUGUACAAUAACAGUGCUCCUGCCAGUUCUUCCGAUAUACAGCGGAAUUAUCCUGCCGAACCGUGUCCAGUGCCCCCUCAAAAAUUUCACGUUUGUCGCAAAUUAAAGCAAAGCGUGACCACCAAAAAGGAAAACAACGGCUACGCUGUUUUGUCAGUUGUCCGAACUUGUGGAUUUGAAGGAUUGAAUUCUACCAGGCCUAAUGAUUAUCGCGGUGUCGCAGCCAGCAAAAGCGAUGUCUACAACUGCUUAACGGACGAAUGCAAUACUGGCGCCAAUGUUGCUUGGUCCUUCUCCAUCACUCUGGGCUUCCUGUUUGUUCUUCUAGUAUUAAGCUUUUAAAUUGCCGACAGAUUGAUACCCCGAAUUUCGCUAUGCGUUUUGAAUGUUGCUGUUGUGAUUGUUGAAAAUAGUCAGUUGUUGUCAUCAUGUGGCCCCGCGGUUAUUGAUCAGCGCUUUAUUUCGGUAUUCGGCUCCUAGUGUCACUUGUUUGUGUCUGUGUUUUUAGUAGGUUUCUUAAUUAUUUUGACAGCUGCAGUGGAAGUCAAAGGUGUUGCAUUUAUAUUAUACUGUUUUACGGAACCGAAAUGAAACGGUAUGGAUACUGGAA
Molecule: messenger RNA, 1216 nt
Organism: Paramacrobiotus metropolitanus
Lineage: Eukaryota; Metazoa; Tardigrada; Eutardigrada; Parachela; Macrobiotidae
Exons: 3
Coding region: 409-948 (179 amino acids)
Biological process (GO): positive regulation of voltage-gated potassium channel activity; sleep; regulation of synaptic transmission, cholinergic
Source: RefSeq, a predicted model, not a curated record